CUACCCUACCCUACCCCCAAACCCUAACCUAACCUCUACCCUACCCCUACCCCACCCCCUGCCCAGCCCUACCCCCCGCCCUACCCCCACCUCCCUCACCCUGCCCACCGCCCU
Messenger RNA from Homarus americanus (American lobster), 114 nucleotides. RefSeq lists its product as uncharacterized. Lineage: Eukaryota; Metazoa; Arthropoda; Malacostraca; Decapoda; Nephropidae. The transcript has 2 exons. The record is from RefSeq and is a predicted model, not a curated record. The annotation marks the transcript as partial.